Mercenaria mercenaria is the source of this 4994-nucleotide messenger RNA. Its product is annotated as coiled-coil domain-containing protein 134-like. The transcript has 6 exons. Lineage: Eukaryota; Metazoa; Mollusca; Bivalvia; Venerida; Veneridae. The record is from RefSeq and is a predicted model, not a curated record. The coding region runs from base 434 to 1153 and encodes 239 amino acids.
UUUUUUUAGUAUUUUCUGUUUAUUUUUUAAACAUUUUUAUUUCUAAUUGUUAAUUCUAAAUUCAAAAUUUUACAUUGUAGAUGUAAAUUGAUUGGAGGAUGCAGGAUUAAGACAUGGAAUAUAUUUUUUCUGUUUUAAAAGUUUGAUAGUGCUUAAGAAGAGAAUUAAAAACUUUUACUCAAUACCAUUAUUUUAAUAACUUUCUACUGAAUAUAUAUCUUAAAAAUUGGACAAUUUCAGGGAUCUGAAACAAUUUUUAUUCAUUCAAGAUAUAAAUCAAAGCUGAUUAACUUUGAUAUGAAUAGAGAAAAUGUUCUCAAAAAAGGCGUAAAAACACAUCGUUAGGAAAUUAAAAUACCAAGUCAGAAAAAUACCAGUGUAACUUUAUAAUACUAUUCCAAAGGAGACUUUAAAAAGACAAUAAAAUUGAACAAUGAAGAAAGUGAUAGUUCCAUCAGUUGAGGAUGUUCCAACGUCUGGAUUUUUUACUCGUUUCUUGAUAUACACGGCUGUCGUGUCUUUUAUUGCAUUAGUAAAAUGGCUGAUGGAUGAUGUGAAGUUGUUUGAACACCAGAGAGCUAUACAGUUAGAUGCUGUGAAGUCAAUGCAGAAAUCCAAGAUGAAACAUGACCAUAAAUAUAAACUUACAGAAACCAUGGUGAAUGAUAUAUUCAGGGUAUUAGAGGAGUCGAAAAACAACUUGACAGAAUAUGGCUUUGUGCCUGGAGAUCCCUUUCCUGAAAAUGAGACAAUCAGAGAUGCCAUGUCAAAUGUAUUUGAGAACACAGCGAUGUUUGGGGACCUGACACUACGGCUUCCUGAUAUAACCCAUGAUAUAUACGACAAAAAUAAACAUUGGGAGUUUCUCAUUGGUUGGGCCGUCUGGUUUUCUAUGGAAUCUGGAGUAUUCCAGGGACCAAAUGAACAAUUACUAUCAUUAAUGUCAAUGGAGCUAGGUUUAAUGCCAAAAGAUGAAAAUUUUGUAAAUCCAUAUCAGGAGAUGGAAUUUUUAAAGGAGAUGGAAGAAGCAGAAAGAGAGAUGGAAGAAAAGAAAAACAAAGAAAAGACAGAAAAAGGAAAGAAGAAACCACAGAAUGUAAAGCCAAAAAGAAAAGGUCCAAAACUUAGUGGUGGACAUCAUUCAGAAUUAUGAAAGGAACUUUUGGUUACUGUUUAAUCCCUCUUUUAUGUAACAAGUUUUUUUCCAGAUUUCAGUUGAAAUAUAAGACAAGUCCAUUUAGUUUAUACAUAAUUUAAAAAUUCUGGCGUCCAAAAUUGCAGAAAUUUGCAAUAGUAAAUACCCCAAUGAAACUGUUUCUUACAGUAACUUCAAACAGAAUUAUGAAAAAAAAAUCGAAGGUCAUCAUGCUUGUUCCAGAGUUAUCUGCCCUUGAAUAUGCAAGUUUGAAGAAAAAUCCAGUUUUAAGGGCAGAUAACUCCUAAACAAGCACUGUGACCUAUGAUUGUUUUUGCAUUUUUUCUGUUUCUAACAUGAAACUGUGUUCAUAUACAAAGUUUGAACAAUUUCUAUUAUUGGGAAAUUUUUGCCCCAUCUCUCAUACAAGAAACUGCAGCAAGUGUCUUUAAAAGAGCCUUGAAGAUGGUAAUAGGAGCUUUUUAAGUGUCCAAAAUGUCUUGAUUUGUUUUGUAGUUACUAUAAGAAACAGUUUCAUUGGGGUAUUUACUAUUGCAAAUUUCCGCAAUUUUGGACGCCAAAAAUUUUAAGAAUUGAAGAUUUAGCUUUAUUUGCUGAUUGAUGUUUAUAAAAACUUUCAGGAUACCUUAAGUAGCAUAAAAGUAACCUUUCCAUUGGAAAAAAAUCGGAAAUUUUCUAAAAAUUAAGUUUAAAAUUGUAAUUUUGCCCAUUUUUCACAAUGGGGAAUACACAUUUCUGGCCAAAAAGUUGACAUUAUUGCAGAUAUUUUAAAAAACCAAAAAGAUCCUACUACCACCUUAGGAGGUCUUUAGAAUAUUGUAUUUUUUUGCCAGAAUCUUACAGAAUAAAUCCACAAUAUGAGGAGGAAAACCUGUUACAGAUUAGUUGGUUCGGACAGUAGAUUAAAUUCUAAAAAAAUGUUCAAAAUCCAUUUAACAAAUAUUUUAAGUUUCUAAAUUACUAAGUGUUCUUACUGAUGUGUAAAGGUUGCAACACAAAUUUUUACACAGUAUCAUUGAGCUUCAAAAACACAUUUUAACCAAGGAAGAAGUAGUAUAUCAAAUAUCCUAAGAUUUUUAGAAGCUACUUUACAUAUUUUAGUGAAAAUGAAUUAAAAAGCAGGAACCUUUCUUUUUAUAGGAGAGGAUAUAUUGUUUAAUUUUUUAGUGGUUUAGAAAAUUUCUUUAUUUAGUCAGUCAAAUGUGGCACUAUAUCUGUAUUAAUCAAUGUCUGGAGGAAGAAAUUUCUCUUAAAAGCUGCCAUAUUUAUUUUAUAAUUAUGUCUCCCCCAUAGGUGGAAGACAUAUUGUUUUUGCCUUUGCCGUCCGUCUGUCUGUCCAUCCAUCCGCAUUAAGCUUGUCCGGCUUUCACAGGUAAAACUGCUGGCCGGAUUUCGACAAAACUUCACAGGAGUGAUCAAUAUAAAGCCUAGUUGUGCAUAUCUCAGGCAUGUCCUGCUUCCCUGCACAAAAUGGCCACCAGAGCUAAAAAUAGAAAAUUUUGUCCGGCUUUCACAGGUCAUACUGCUGGACAGAUUUCGACAAAACUUCACAGGAGUGAUCAGUACCAAGCCUAGUUGUGCAUAUCUCUGCACAAAAUGGCUGCCAGAGCUAAAGGUAUACAUAUGUUUUUGUGACAAAAACACCUUCUUGUUAUCUCUGGUAUUAUGAAACCAAUGAUAGGCAUUUCAAAAUUAUAUUGUUAUGAAUAACCCACAUGUCAUUUUCAUCCUGUGUUGUAUGAGAAGACUACCGAAAUAUAGGUAUGGAACUGGUGAUGACUGGUAUAAGCAAAACAGCCAGUGGCCCAAGAGAGCAUCUGAAUUUGGUCAAGCUGGUGAAUAAAUGAAAAGGUUACUGGGUGAUUUGUAUUUACAAAAAAUCAUGUAAAUGUUAUUUAUGUAUGUGUGUGCAAGCUUACAUGUACUUAUAGUUACCACUGGUAGCUGAUAUGAACAUUUGCUCCAGGAGAUUGUUAGUAAAUUUUAGUGGACGGAUAGUGCAAGAUACAGAAGAUGCUUCUCAUUCCAGAAGAUUCCCUAAUUUUUGCAAGUGCAGGGUGUAUAGCACGCACACAUGACUCUUAUCUCAAUGUUAGUUGUGUUUAGUUGGAGCGAGGGCUUAAACUCAGGAUCCCUGGUUUCGUAGUCAGACAGUGUUACCAUUGGACUACGUUACCUGCUCUAAGGUUACCUUCAUUAACAGCUUAUAAAUCUUUCUGAAACACUCUCAUUGGUCAAGGGAGCCUCACAUAUGGUUCCUUAAACACUGAUAAUGACGGAAAAAUUCAUGUAAACUUCCGUAACUGUAAAUUUAAGAGAUGAAAAGGGAUAUAACUUUGCGGGUAUAAAAUGAUACAUUUUGUAUGUAGCUUUGUUGGCCUAUCUGAACUUCAACCUAAUCUUUGAUUCACCUAAUCAACAAAUAAAGACUACAGUCAAACUUAGGUUCUCUCGAACUUGGAUAAUUCAAACACCAUCCUACACUUGAACUCAGCAUUAGGUUCCGGCAAUAUCCUUAUUGAAUGUAUAUUGUUUGAUUGCUCAAACUGCCGAUAACUUGAACAAAUAUUUACGGUCCUGUCGAGUUUGAGCAAACAAAUUUCAACUGUAAAGUUUAGAACUUUUUGUAUCCAAAAUGGACUCGUUUGAUAAUGGAAAAUGUCCUAUUAAUGUAUUUUUUUUAAGAUUAAUUAAAAACUAACCAAGACAUUUUGAAAAUUACAAAAGUUCAAGUUCUUAUUAUCACCUCAGAGAUCUUUGGUGUAUAAUAUGAAAUGAUGUUGUUCUAAUUUCAAAAGAAAUCAAGUAAAAAAGUUGUUGAAAAGGUGGAUCAAGCAGUAGGGCUAUAAUUGUACAAUAUGUAAUAUAGAGGGUUGCUCAAUGGAGAGGGGUGUAUAAGAGAAUCCAAUCAAAUAUAUAUGUGACAAAAAUUAUGUACAGUUAUUCAUAAUAUGUGCUAUUUAUUUUACCACUGUGUUCAUUAUAUUGUGCAAAUAUGUCAGAAUGUUUGUACUACAACCAUAAUUUUUUUAAAAAUGCAUUAUAAAUUGCAACAUAAAUUAUUUGGUAGAAGACUGGUCAUAAUCAUUAUUAUUUAGUAUAUUGAAAAUAUUAUAGAAAUCUUCCAACAGUUGAGGUGUAGAUUAAACAUCUGACCCAGGAGUAAGUAUUUAAACAGUAAUGAGGGUCUGUCGAAUUACCACAAAAACAUUUAAUCAAGAGCCAGAUAUUUCUAUCCACAACUACAAUCUGUGAUGGAUUCGUUUUCUUGCAUACCAUAAUAGCCUUCAAUUAAUAGAAAAAAAUAAGUGCUUUUCUUUUAAGCACUAUUUUAUUGUAGUAGCUUAUGAAUUCAAGCAUUCGUUCAUUGAUUACAGUACAAAAGCUAUCUGACACCCCAGGUGUUGGAUGUUUUUCCAGGACCAGCAAAAUUACAGGAAAGUCCUACCAGGCAUGCAAUACACUUUGAGUUCAUAGCUUUUUCAUUUCCUUAUCCUGUUUAUAUAUUUACGAUCUUUAAUGCUGAAACCAGCACAUGCAUUUAAUGUAAUACAAUGGAAUUGGAAAGAAGUAGGGAUGGCAACGAAUAUUCGAAUAUUCGUUCAUGACACGAAUAUUCGAAUACUGUUACAUUAUUCGAAUAUUCGGAAAAAAAUAAAAUCAUAAUAAAUAAAUAAAAACCAAAUGCAAGAACCAGUAUGUUCGUUUAUCUAAUUUACCAAAAUUCGUUUUCAUAGUAAAUACGCGCGAAAAUGGCUUCCGUCGCUGUCAGACGUGUCACUUUGUAUAUUACAUUAUUAGCGUGCCGAUAUUGUACAUCGCUAUGGUGAUGACAUCG